AUGCACGGCCAUAUCCGAGUCCUGCUUUUAAUCAAUAUACCCCCCAAAAUGAUAUUUCGCCUCUCCAAACCCAGAAUAUACCGGCCGUGGAUGAAUCUUGGAUACCCUGGUGGUGCUAUCUUGCCAGUCUUUGAUGCGAUUUACAACUCGAAAAACCUUGACUUUAUACUUCCACGGCAUGAACAAGGUGCUGGACACAUGGCUGAAGGCUAUGCUCGUGCAUCAGGAAAACCAGGUGUAGUGCUUGUCACAUCAGGACCUGGCGCAACCAACGUUAUUACGCCGAUCCAGGAUGCUAUGUCCGACGGAACUCCCAUGGUGGUCUUUUGCGGCCAGGUUGCGACAACCGCAAUUGGAACGGAUGCCUUCCAGGAAGCCGACGUAAUUGGCAUAUCGAGAGCUUGUACAAAGUGGAAUGUCAUGGUAAAAUCUGUCGCUGAGCUCCCCAGGCGGAUCAAAGAGGCAUUCGAAAUUGCCACCAGUGGCCGACCGGGUCCUGUUUUGGUGGAUCUCCCCAAAGAUGUGACUGCCAGUAUUCUGCAGAAGCCUAUCCCCAUGAGCAGCACGCUCCCCACCCAGCCAAGUGCUGCAACCCUUGCGGCGCGAGAGCUUAAUGCACGCUAUCUGGAUGCCAAUAUCCAGCUUGCAGCUAAGUUGAUUAACAUUGCAAAGAAGCCCGUGCUCUAUGUUGGCCAGGGGCUCCUUGCGCGUCCAGAAGGCCCGGAAUUGCUGAAGCAGCUGGCAGAUAAGGCCAACAUUCCGGUCACCACAACUCUACAGGGCCUAGGCGGAUUUGACGAAAUGGAUCCGAAGUCUCUCCAUAUGCUGGGAAUGCAUGGCUCAGCUUACGCCAAUAUGGCUAUGCAAGAGGCAGAUUUGAUUAUUGCCAUGGGUGCCAGAUUUGAUGACCGUGUUACUGGAAACAUUUCCAAGUUCGCUCCCCAAGCUAAGGCUGCCGCUUCGGAAAACCGAGGUGGUAUUAUUCACUUUGAGAUGGUGCCCAAAAAUAUCAACAAAGUAGUCGAAGCAACGAUACCCGUUGAAGGUGAUUGUGCAGACAACCUUGCUCUUUUGCUUCCACAGAUCAAAGCUAUCAAGGAACGACCCGAAUGGUUCGGGCAGAUUAAUGACUGGAAGAAGAGAUUCCCUCUUUCCCUCUACGAAAGGCAAACCCCAGAAGGCCUCAUUAAACCCCAAGCACUUAUUGAGAAACUUAACGAGUUGACCGCGCAUAUGAAGGACCGUACCGUUGUCACUACUGGAGUCGGCCAGCACCAGAUGUGGGCUGCCCAACACUUCAGAUGGCGAUAUCCACGGACUAUGAUCACCUCUGGUGGGCUCGGUACUAUGGGGUACGGGCUACCGUCCGCCAUUGGUGCAAAGGUUGCCCGGCCGGACGCUCUUGUGAUCGACAUUGAUGGCGAUGCAUCGUUCAACAUGACCAUCACGGAGUUGUCAACUGCAGCGCAGUUCAAUAUUGGCGUUAAGAUCAUCGUUCUGAACAAUGAGGAGCAGGGUAUGGUGACGCAAUGGCAGAGCCUGUUCUACGAAGACCGCUUCGCCCAUACUCACCAGCUGAAUCCGGAUUUCGUCAAGGUCUCCGAAGCUAUGGGUGUACAAGCAAGGUUGUGCUCGAAACCAAGCGAUGUGGAGUCGAGCUUGAAGUGGCUUAUCGAGAGCGAGGGUCCGGCCUUGCUCGAAGUGACAACAGAUAAGAAAGUCCCCGUUCUACCAAUGGUCCCGACAGGCAAGGGGCUACAUGAGUUCUUGGUGUAUGAUGAAGCCAAGGAAAAGGAGCGAAGAGCCAUCAUGAAGCAGCGAUCUGGACAUUAG
Messenger RNA from Histoplasma mississippiense, 1833 nucleotides. Its product is annotated as acetolactate synthase, mitochondrial precursor. Gene Ontology annotation, molecular function: thiamine pyrophosphate binding; flavin adenine dinucleotide binding; acetolactate synthase activity. The coding region runs from base 1 to 1833 and encodes 610 amino acids. Gene Ontology annotation, biological process: L-valine biosynthetic process. Gene Ontology annotation, cellular component: acetolactate synthase complex; mitochondrion. The record is from RefSeq and is a predicted model, not a curated record. The transcript has 3 exons. NCBI's taxonomy places the organism in Eukaryota, Fungi, Ascomycota, Eurotiomycetes, Onygenales, Ajellomycetaceae.